Messenger RNA from Brienomyrus brachyistius, 3100 nucleotides. RefSeq names its product nucleobindin-2-like. Gene Ontology annotation, molecular function: calcium ion binding. Gene Ontology annotation, cellular component: endoplasmic reticulum-Golgi intermediate compartment; extracellular exosome. The coding region runs from base 119 to 1495 and encodes 458 amino acids. The transcript has 13 exons. The record is from RefSeq and is a predicted model, not a curated record. NCBI's taxonomy places the organism in Eukaryota, Metazoa, Chordata, Actinopteri, Osteoglossiformes, Mormyridae.
UUUUCCCAUGGAUCCGUGCGUGCUGGGAACGUACGGAUAACGACGAUUGACGUUGACCGAAAAGGAGACGUGUAGGCAAGACGGCAGUCGGUGGGUGACAGGGACGAGCGGAUGCAUAAUGGCUGUGAUUCCCUACUGGCUGUUGCUCCUGUCCAUGUCAGUGGGAACGUGGUCAGUGCCCAUUGACCAUAACAAAAAGCCUCCAGGAACUGAGCCCCCUCAAGAAGACAAGCAAGAUGACAAUAUGGACACAGGACUGUACUAUGAUAGAUAUCUUAGAGAAGUGAUUGAAGUAUUGGAGACAGACCCACAUUUCAGGGAAAAGCUACAGACUGCUAACACAGAGGACAUCAAAAGCGGACGCUUAAGUAAGGAGCUGGACUUGGUGGGGCACCAUGUACGGACACGUCUGGAUGAACUGAAGAGGCAGGAAGUGUCAAGGCUCAGGAUGCUGCUUAAGGCCAAGCUGGACAGCUCAAAUGCACAUGAUAUACAGGUAGACCAUGCAUCUCUGCUGAAGCAGUUUGAACAUCUGGAUCCCCAAAACCAGCACACCUUUGAGGCCAAGGACUUGGAGCUUCUCAUCUCCACGGCGACCAAGGACCUGGAGAGCUACGACAAGGAGCGGCAUGAGGAGUUCAAGCGCUACGAGAUGCUGAAGGAGCACGAGCGACGGGAGUACCUGAAGGGGCUCGACCAGGAGAAGCGGGAGGAGGAGGAGAAGAGGCUGGAGGAGCUGAAGGAGAAACACAGACAGCAUCCCAAAGUCAACUCGCCGGGCAGUGCGAAACAGUUCCGGGAAGUGUGGGAGGAAACGGAUGGCCUCGACCCUCAGGAGUUCAACCCCAAAACUUUCUUCAAACUACAUGAUACCAAUGAGGAUGGGGUUCUGGACGAACAGGAGCUUGAAGCUCUGUUUACCAGAGAGCUGGAGAAGGUGUAUGACCCACGGAACGAAGAGGACGAUAUGAUGGAGAUGGAGGAAGAGAGGCUGAGAAUGAGGGAACACGUCAUGAAGAAUGUGGACACCAAUCAUGACAGACUGAUCAGCCUGGAAGAGUUCCUUAAAUCCACAGAUAAGAAAGAGUUUAAUAACUCUCAGGAAUGGGAGACCCUAGAUGACAGGAAACCGGUAUACUCUGAAGCAGAGCUCCAGCAGUUUGAGGUGGAGCUCCGGGAUAAGGAGAUUGAGCUAGGCAGACGGGCGGCAUCGCUACAGCACGAGGAGGAGCUGCUCAGAGAGAGGGGCAAGGCCUUAGAGGCACAGAAGAAAGAGUAUCAGCAGGCACUAUUGGAGCUAUCUCAGAAGCAAAAGGACCCUCAGGCAGUAGUGGGGCAGCCACCUGCUGGUCCAAAAGAUGACCUGGAGUUUCAUGAAGAGGUGAAGAAUGCAGAAGAAGAUGCAAAGGUGCCUGUUUCUCAGGAGGAAGGCAGGGAGGCUCAGAACAGCCUCCCAGUAGAACAUGUGCAGAGUCAGUUCUCACAGGGCCCCUAACGUCACCACAGUGCUACACCUGCUUGGGUGGUGUGCUGCCAAUUUGUCUGUCUGUCUGUGUCUGUCUGUCCAUUCAGGCCAUACUUGUUGAUGUUAACAUUUCAUUUUAACAUUGUAAUUAGUGUUCCGUUUGUUACCAACAGUAUGGCAACUCAAAUUUUUUUUUUUUUGGAGAUAAGUAUUUUGGAGGUAAAUAUUUUAAUGUUGCUAUUUGUAGAUAAUCUAAGUACAUCUCUUAAACUUUUAAAAAUAAUUUCAAGAUAUCUAAACGGAUUUUAAUUUAAAUCUAAACAGAUAUUUUGAUUACGAUACGAUAGAUAAAAUCAUUCCAGGUCUGUUUAUGGCCAUAUUAUAAAGAUAUCUUAAAACCAUUUUUAAGCUUAAUGUAUGUGGAAUCAAUUCUCUAAAGGACUCUUUAAAUUUACAUAAAUAUUGUGUGGCUGAAUUACAUUAUUUCUAUAACAUUUAUUUUGGCUUAGCUUCUUUCUCUGAAAGUUUUGCCAUAGCUGUAUUUUCUAGAUGUAUUGCAAAGGCAGUGUUCAUUUUAAUUGGUGGUACUCCACUUGCAUAGAAAAUGCCUGCCAUAUCGAUUUCUUUCAGCAUCAGGCCAUAUUGUCAUAUAUGUGACCCAUCGCCACGAAAUGGGUGUAUUUCUACCAGUGCGACUUAAGACUCAUUUCGUGAUGAUGGGUCACAUAUGUGCAUUUGUAUCCAAGGUUCUCAAACUACCGUUUUCUGUUUCCUCUUUCCACCUUAAACAAUACUAAAGUGUUUGUAUCUUGCUGCCAUUUUAGAUAUGGGGGGGGGGGAAUUUGCAAACUGUUUGGGAUAUGAACCUAUGACCUUCAUGCCCCUAACAAUGCAUCGUCCGUGUUGCGACUGUGGUCCACUUUUCACUUUAUAAUUUCUAUUCACAGAUUCACAAUUUGUAUGAGUAGCUUACUGUUACUGCCUCUUCCACUGUGUCGUUUUGUUUAUGGUUUGUUAAUGGUGUGUAUCUCUGUUAUCGUGUUACCUAAAUGAGCGCUUAUAUGUGUGAGAAAGCAGGUCGGCUUUUGGAACAGAUGCACUGGCACAUGCUUUGAAGUCAUGUCAGCAAUGUGCUGUGUUGCUUAUAUUGUGUGUAAUUAUAGAUUGGCUUCUGUUUCAUGGUCAGACUUACCUUUUAUCUUACAUCAUGAGUGCUUUCUGCCCCAAAUGACAGUUCAGUCAGCAUUUUUUAAUUGUUCUCCAUCAGACUGCUGUCUUGCGAACCACUAAGAGUUUUCUAUAUACUCUAUGAACACACAAUUCAUACUUCUUAAUGAAGAGUUUCUCCCUCUGAUAUCAUCAGGAUAAAUUUCUAUUCCCCAUUUGACUUGUAAGUCUUUAAGGGAAACGUAUGUGGUCUACAAAUAAUUUUCUGGACUUUUUGUUACCUGUGUGCAGUCCUGUUUUUUUUUUUUUUUUAUACAGAAUUGUCAUUUUAUGUCAUAUCAGUGUUGGGGGUGAGGAUUAACCACAUUUCUAUAGGAUCAUUUCUUUAGGGCAAGAAAUGAAAUUCAGCACUCUACUGUGUACUGUACUGAAGAAGACGAUCAAAUAAAAUGACAGAAUUUUGGUGCA